CAGAAACCGGCGGCCAAAGACGAGAGAGAGGGGGUCACGGAGGUGUCGUUUUUGGUGGAAGAAAGUGACCAAAAGUAGGGCCGGCUUUACAUCAUGCCUCGUAGUAACAGCGGUAGUGACUCCUCACUGACCUCACUCCAACCGAGUGGAUCCGGUUGCACAACGCCGACGUCGCAGAAAAAGAUGGUCACUUAUAUAUGCCGCUGGGAAUCGUGCAAUAUGCAGCUAGAUACGAGUGCGGAUCUGGCCGACCAUGUCCGGAUUGAGCAUGCCCAGAAACAGGUGGACAAGGGGGUAAAGAAGUACGUCUGUUUGUGGGACGGCUGUAAAUGGUUCAACACGCCUUCCAGCUCUCGUUCGUGGCUCUUCAAGCAUGUCUUACCCCACUGUGGGGAUAAACCCUUCCGUUGCCUCUUGGCUGGAUGCUUGAUGAGUUUCCCAACAGAAAGUGGGCAACUCCGUCACGUACAAACUCAUCUGAGUGAGCAAGCAGUACAGAAGACGCCCAGGAGUAAGGAAGACAGUCCCGGCAGGAUGAUGAAGAAGAAAAGAUUGAAGUUCAAGAGACGAUUCUCACAAGCUAAAACGGAUGAUUUCUUUGACACCUGUACGAUGGAUAGACUCCACCAUCAGCUUGUGGCUAUUAAUUCAUCAACUCAGAUUGAUACCGCAGGACAUGGACGGAAUAUACUCUUCCACAGUCAGGUUGUUGGUAAAAGAGUUGAUCAGAAUGAUCAAGUCCGAGUUCUACUUCACUGGACUCCAGAAAACAUCCUUCCAGACUCUUGGGUGAAUGAGCGUGAAGUCCAGAGGGAGGCACAGAGGGCUGUUCCAAUGACCAGCCUUUCUCCUGAAACAAUGAGGCUCCUACAUCCGGGCUUAGGUGGGCUCCACAGGUUGAGAAAACAUCGGAGGAAAUAAUACCUCAUUAUUUCAUCCACUAAGUCUUUUUUUUUAACAGGAAUCCCUCAGGGGCGCAAUUCAUGGCUCAGUUUACAGUGGAAUUCUGAGCUUAUUGUCAUUAAACUUUUCUUACAGGGUAAGCACCUAAAUUCUGCGCUAGGUGUGUAAGAAAAAAAAGCACAGUAACUUGAAGUACACAUGGACUAAAGUGAAAAGUCGUUGCUACACCUGUGACAUACAUAUUUACACUAAGCGCAGAUUGUCUGCUUCAGUAAGUGCCGUUUUCCACUAACAUGAAAUUAAGUUCUGUAUCCAUCGAAUGGGAAGUUUUUAGCAAACUAUUUGCUAGGCUUAAACAAUAUCUCUUAGAGGUAAUACACGUGACUGACAAACCAGAAAACAACCAGGACCCAUUUUCAUGGCUCUGCUUACCGCCGAAUUCUGUACUUAGACCACCAUUCUCUGCUUACUGUGUAAGCGCCAAAUAUCUGUGCUAGCUGUGUAAGUUCUGUGCCGAGGGCUCCCUUCAAGUAAAAUGGCUUUCUGAAAGUCAACCUGUUCUGUUUUACCGUUUUGUGCACAGCAUGUUUUCAAAUUAGUUUUGACCUCAAAUGUAGACUUAAGAAGAUUUUUGUACUAAGUAGAAUUUUGAACUUUUUAUGGACAAGAUAUAAUCAUGUCAGGUUUGCAGAAAAUACUAUGAAAUUUGUUUGUCGAAAAUUGGGAAAAUCAGAAGAGAAAAGGAAAGUGGAAAAAUUAUUGGGACAGUUUAUCCACUCUGAUUGGUUGAGAGGAGGUCACAUGGCCAUGUUAAAAUGUGUGACAUAAACAUAGUAAAGAGUGGUAAAACACAAAGUCUGGAGCGCUAGCUUACAUGGGCGCUUAUUGAUGUGUAGUGCAAUCAAUACAUACCAGUACUCAAUGCAAAAUCUAUCAGUAUGCGCUCAUGCGCAACCAUUGGGCGUCGCAUGCAAUUUUGGAAAAUGGAGACUGAGGACAAAACAGAAGGGCCUACGAAACAGGAGUUGAAAAUUAACCGUUUUAUAGAUUUUUCAAGUAAGUUUUUUAACAAAAAGUGCAUUCAUGAGUGGGAAUAAAACAUGAGCAACUCGAUCUUUAACGUUCAAUCGUGCAGGACCUUGUCCCAACUCUUUCAUUCACUUCAUCAAAUUUUUACUGUGAAUAACAAAAUGCUGCAACUGCAAUUUUUAAUAAGAGCUGUAUUCAGUCCUUUUACUAGUUCACAACUUGCCAUGUUAGACAUUAUUUGGAAUAUUACAAUUUUGAAUUUAGCCAUACACUGAUGGGUGCUUUUUUCUUUCUAUAAAAACCCAAAUUCAUAAAAUACCAGGGUUUUUAUAAAUCCCUAUGACCAUUAGGGCUGGUAGCUCAAAAUGUUUACUAGACCAGCAGCCAAUUUCACGAGUAAAAACGAGUAACUCGUCCUAACUUAGA
Messenger RNA from Asterias rubens (European starfish), 2358 nucleotides. Its product is annotated as zinc finger protein aebp2-like. Gene Ontology annotation, biological process: regulation of transcription by RNA polymerase II. The record is from RefSeq and is a predicted model, not a curated record. NCBI's taxonomy places the organism in Eukaryota, Metazoa, Echinodermata, Asteroidea, Forcipulatida, Asteriidae. Gene Ontology annotation, cellular component: ESC/E(Z) complex. The coding region runs from base 94 to 921 and encodes 275 amino acids. The transcript is spliced from 6 exons.